Molecule: messenger RNA, 1452 nt
Organism: Bipolaris oryzae ATCC 44560
Lineage: Eukaryota; Fungi; Ascomycota; Dothideomycetes; Pleosporales; Pleosporaceae
Product: carbohydrate-binding module family 1 protein
Exons: 4
Coding region: 1-1452 (483 amino acids)
Biological process (GO): carbohydrate metabolic process
Cellular component (GO): extracellular region
Molecular function (GO): cellulose binding
Source: RefSeq, a predicted model, not a curated record
AUGAAGACCGUCGCCACCAUCGCCGCCUUGGCCGCCAUGGCCAACGCCCACGCCACUUUCCAACAGCUCUGGAAGAAUGGAAAGGAUCUCGAGAGCACCUGCGCCAGGCUGCCUUCUACCAACAGCCCCAUCGAGGACUACACCAGCAAGGCUCUUCAGUGCAACGUCAACCCUGCUGCCGCAAAGGGAAAGUGUGCUUUUGCAGCUGGUGACACAGUCACCAUUGAAAUGCACCAGCAAUUCAGCAGCCGUGACUGCAAGACCGAGGCCAUUGGUGGUGCUCACUGGGGACCCGUCCUUGCAUACUUGUCCAAGGUUGAGGAUGCCGCCACUGCCGAUGGCUCCAGCGAGUUCUUCAAGAUCUACGAGAACACUUGGGCCAAGAACCCAGCCGCGUCUCAGGGAGACAACGACUUCUGGGGUACCAAGGACCUCAACUACAACUGCGGAAAGCUCGACUUCACCAUCCCCAAGGACCUCGCCGCUGGUGACUACCUCCUCCGUGCUGAGGCUAUUGCGCUCCACGCCGCUGGGCCUGCUGGUGGUGCUCAGCACUACGUCACUUGCUACCAGCUUACUGUUACUGGUAGCGGUACUCUCGCGCCCAAGGGUGUCACAUUCCCUGAGGCCUACAGCAAGACUGGCCCGGGUCUUGGCUUCUCUAUCCACGCCAACCUCGACUCUUACCCUGCCCCUGGUCCUAAGCUGAUUGCUGGCGGCACCAAGGCCACGCCCUCGCUCCUGACCUUUGGCACCCUCUCUGGCGCUCCUGCUCCUGAGGCUGAUUCUCCUGCUGAUGAGACUCCUGUCGCUUCUGCUUCGUCUGCCGCCGCUUCUACCCCUGCCGCCUCUUCCGCUCCUGCUGCCACUCCUAGCAGCCCCACUGAGGAUGCUGAGCCGUCUGAAUACUACCAGUGUGGUGGCAUGAACUACAGGGGUGCUACUCAAUGUGCCGAGGGUCUUGAGUGCAAGCAGUGGAACCCCUACUACUUCCAGUGCAUCAAGUCUUCAUCCAGCAACGGUUCUCAGCCUCCCCCAUACAACAACGCUCCUUCCACUGGAGCUCCCUCCAACAAUGCUCCCUCCACUGGCGCUCCUUCAACCGGUGCUCCCACUGAGGGCUCUCCUGAAUCCGGUGCUCCCGACUAUGAUGCUCCCUCCGACAACACUCCCUCUGACAACACUCCCUCUACCGGCGCCCCCUCUGACAAUGCUCCCUCCACCGGUGCUCCCUCAAACGGCGCCCCAUCUAACAACGGCCCCUCCAACAACACCCCAGCCCCAAAGCCCGAGCCUACCAACGUCAACCCCGAAGCCGCUCCUUCCGCAGCUCCCGCCGCCGGCGCUGGCGAGAAGAAGUACACCCUCGAGACCUUCAUUGCCUUCCUUGAGGAGGAGGCCGGUGCCGAGAAGGCGGCCAAGAUCCGUCGUAUGAUUGAGGCUCUUCUCUAA